Messenger RNA from Xyrauchen texanus (razorback sucker), 5027 nucleotides. RefSeq names its product 3-ketodihydrosphingosine reductase (gene kdsr). Gene Ontology annotation, molecular function: 3-dehydrosphinganine reductase activity. Gene Ontology annotation, biological process: sphingolipid biosynthetic process. The transcript is spliced from 10 exons. NCBI's taxonomy places the organism in Eukaryota, Metazoa, Chordata, Actinopteri, Cypriniformes, Catostomidae. The record is from RefSeq and is a predicted model, not a curated record. Gene Ontology annotation, cellular component: endoplasmic reticulum membrane. Bases 221 to 1300 code for a protein of 359 amino acids.
CUGUUUUGAUUCUUGCAGUGAACGGAGAGAGUUAGCUUUGACAGGCGUAUGACUUGGCAUUAUUAUUUAUCCUCCCCGAACAAGUCUCUGACACCGCCGGACAUAAUAAGAGCCCAAUCAGCUCGUCAAAAGGCCUGUUAUCUGCUGUGAUGGGGAAGGGGGAGUGCCUGGAUUUGCUUAUUUAGCUUGUGAGCUAAAGUCUGCAGCAUCAGGUUGACCCAUGUCCUCUGAGGAGGCUCUCAGCUCCACACUCUCACACUGGAUCUCCUUUAACUCCUGGUUGCUGCUCCUGCCCUUCAUCAUGCUUCUGGUGGUGGCUGCUUUCAUAGUGGCCUUCGUGCUGCUGCUGUACAUGAUAUCGCCGUUAAUAAGCCCCAAACCCCUCAAACUCAACGGGGCCCAUGUGGUGGUCACUGGAGGUAGCAGUGGGAUUGGGAAGUUUAUUGCCAUGGAAUGCUACAAACAUGGUGCCUUCAUCACUCUGGUAGCACGAGAUGAGCACAAAUUGGUUCAAGCAAAGAAAGAAGUAGAGAAAUGUGCCAUUAACGAUAAGCAGGUGGUGCUUUGCAUUUCAGUUGAUGUGUCGAAAGACUACAGCCAAGUGGCGAGUGUCAUAAAACAAGCUCAGGAGAAGUUGGGUCCAGUGGACAUGCUGGUGAACUGUGCCGGAAUGUCUAUAUCUGGGAGGUUUGAGGAGGUGGAAGUGGAUCGCUUCAAGAGACUGAUGGAGGUGAACUAUCUGGGCAGUGUUUACCCCACACGGGCUGUCAUCACCACUAUGAAAGAGAGACGGAUGGGCCGCAUCAUGUUUGUGUCGUCACAGGCGGGGCAGAUUGGCCUCUUCGGCUACACAGCCUACUCGCCGUCCAAAUUCGCCCUGCGUGGUCUGGCUGAGUCAUUGCAGAUGGAGAUGAAGCCGUAUAAUAUCUAUGUGACUGUGGCUUAUCCUCCAGACACCGACACACCAGGUUUUGCAGAGGAGAAUAAGACUAAGCCUCUGGAGACCAGGUUAAUUUCAGAGACUUCUGGAGUCUGUCAGCCUGAGCAAGUGGCAAAAAUUGUGGUUAAAGAUGCUUUGCAAGGAAAUUUUACCAGCUCAUUUGGUCCUGAUGGAUACAUGCUGUCAGCGCUCACCUGUGGGAUGUCACCAGUCACCUCCAUCACCGAGGGGCUCCAGCAGAUUGUGACCAUGGGGCUGUUCCGCACUAUUGCACUCUUCUACCUGGGCAGUUUUGACAGUAUCGUCCGCCGCUGCAUGAUACAGAGGGAACAGUCCAAAGCAGCCGACAAGAGGGAUUAGCACCAACUUCCACACCGAUGUCCACCUUCAUCACCACUACAUUCACCCAUAAACUCACUCAGCACACAGCCCUGGCCUGGCAGACUUGUUGGGUAAAGGAGGUCCACACUGAAAAAAAGUUGGUUGUCUGUUUAUUUAAGUAGAGGUGUUAUAAGGAUUAGAGUCCAUCCUUGAAAAUAGUUCCUUUUUAUAUUCCAUAGCUUUUUCCUUUGACUCUUUCUGGACCCCAACCAUUCCAGUUUGAUUAUAAGUUCUGGGCAUGCUGCAUCAGUAUUUCAAGCUCUUUUGUUUAAAAAUAAACAACUGUAUUUGCAUUAGUUACUCUUUGGCUCUUUGGCCUGAAACAGCAGUCAUUGUGGCUGUUGCUUUCAAAUGUGCUCCAGUUCUUGCAUGCUUGAAUGCAGAAGGAAAAUAUGUAGCAUCGUCUGGCCUUCUGAGUUCUUCUAAUCUGUUGCUGAAAUAAAAAAAACAUUUGUAAAUACCCCCCCACCCCAAUAAAAGGUGUUUUAUUUAUUUAUCUUAGACACAAUAUUAAAAAAAACAGAUAAAUUAAGAAGAAUUGUCAAAGUGCCAUUGUCCGAAAACAAUAUCAGUGUUAAAAUGCAGCACUGAUACAUAUUCUGUAUUCAAAGAUUCAAAUUUAUUAAGUUAUAUUUUAUAACUUUAAAUUGAAUAGUGUUUAUAGGUAGACCCAACAUUAAAUAACCAAUUAAUUAGAAUUACAUAGACAUGUCAAUGUCCAAAAACAAUAUCGGUGCAGAGUCUGCUUAUUAUAACUACAGCAAUAAAAACGUAUGCAUUAUGAACACAUUAAUGGUAUUUAUUGGUAGCUCCUAUAUUAAAGAACCGAUAAAUGACAUCAAAUUACAUAGAAAAGUGCCAAUUUCCAAAAUAAUUUGUGUUAAAAUGCAGUACAGAUCUAGAAGCAGAUUUUUUUACACAAUGAUAACUAAAUAAAUUCCAUUAAUCGUCAGAACCGAUAAAUUAAAAAAGAGAUAUGUCAAAAAGUACCAAUGCCUGAAUUAGUUUUUUUUUUAUUUUUAUUACUGCACUGAUACAGAUUCUGCUUAUUACAAAUGAAUCCCUAAACUUCAACCAUUAACACACAUGCGUUCUUAAUAUAGUAAUGGUAUUUAUCGGUAGUGCCGAUAUUAAAGAACCGGUAAAUCCAAAUAAAUGCAUUAAGUACCAAUGCCUAAAUAAAAUUCAAUUUUAAAUUACAGCACUGAUACAGAUUCCGCUCAUUACAAAUUAAUCCCUAAACUUCAACCAUAAUCAUGUACAUUAUGAAUAUAAUAUUAAUGAAAUGUUAAAUUAAGUAUAGUUGCUUUAGAAAAGUGUCAAUGUAAAAAAUCAUUAUUGGUGUUAAAAUGCAGCACUGAUACAAAUUCUGCUUUUUAACACAAUCACUAGACCAUAUCAAUAAAAAAAACAUAUGCAUUCCUAUUAUUAUUAUUAUUAUAAAGAUAAUGCCGUUUAUGGGCAGACCAUGAUAAAGAACCAAUAAAUAAAGAAUUAGAAGUAGAGAAAUGUUAAUGCCAGUGAAAUAACCGUCAAACCAAUUACCGCUCCAUCACUGUUUCAUUACUAUUUCAUUCAACUUCUAUUCCUCUUUGACUAUGAUGUUGCCAUAUGUCAAGACCUCCAGUUUCCUUUCAUGCACCUUGCAAUCUUUACACUUAUUCAAAGAGAACAGCUGUCCUAUGUUCUUCUGGCUGAUAUGUGAUGUUCCUCUAUGUUCUUAGUCAAGCACUGUAUCUUCCUGCUUUUAGACUUCAUUGUUUUAAGGGAAAGACACAGGACUUUUGUGUUGUAGCCUGAGUCUGCCACUCUGCCUUAUCCUUUUUUGCUUUUGGGGGGUUGUGAAGGAAAUGUUUACCUAUUGUGUGUGUAUAUAUGUCUGCUUGUACGCAUGUGUUUUGAUGACCUCAGGGGCUUCUAAGGGUUCACUGAAUUGAAGAUGGGUCAGGAUAAGCCAUUGAGGUGGUGGCUCGCUGGUUCGAGUCAUGACACCUUUCUGCCAGCAGGUGGAGCUGUUGAUCCAAAUGGAUCUGGUUUAGCCAGAGCACAACUCACAUUAGUAGAGGUGAUCUAGAAUCAGAAUAGUUGUAUUCACCUACAAAGUGCAAAAGCUGAAGUGACCUCAACAAUCUAUCCCCAGAACUGUGUUCGACUACAUUUUUGGGAAUGGUUCACCCAAAAACGACUCGUAUAGUAUAAAUAAAUGUAACAAACACAUACAUUUUAGCCUUCACACAAGCAUUGCAAAUACUGUAGAUGUUGUGAAGCGUGAUCUGAUUUUUAGACCAAAACAAGUAAUAUGGCUUCCACACGUGAAGUGAAUCUCCUCAUGCUCUGCCUUGUAACGUAAAAGAGACAGUCAAAGCAAAUAAACCGUUUUAUAGUAAAGGCCUCUCAAACGUGCCCUUGUUUUGACUCCACCUGUGCUAUGUUAUAUUAAAAACAAACUUUAGCUAGAAAGAAUAUGACACUUACUCGCGUUGUUGUAAUAUUUGCCUUGCUCACGGUCACAAGCUAACUGGGAGCAUGUGAUGUUGUCACACCCUACAGUUAUAAGAGCGGAUGUUUAUGAGGACUUCAUUCUUGAAUGCCUAAUUGCACAGAAAGUGGUCACGUUAUAGGGACGGCUCACCGAUAAAUGAGAAUUCUGUCAUCAUUUACUCCUCAACUAACCUGUAUGGCUUUCUCUAUUCCUUUAAAUUCUCGUUGAUCUAAAGAGAGUGGGGAUGGAAGCUGUCGAGCUCCAAAAAGCCACAUAAAUGUAACAAAUGUCAUCCAUACAACUUCUGCACAACACAAAGUCUUCUGAUGCAAUGUGAUGGCCAUGUGUGAGGAAAAAAUGAAAGUCAUAUGGGUAUGGAACAACUUGAGGGUGAGUAAAUUAUUUCAGAAUUUUCAUUUUGGGCUGAUCUAGCCCUUUAAAACAAUGCAACUCUAUUUGUGAACCUGUUUGUUGUUUUCUACAGUUCUGUUUUCCCUAGAAAUAAUCGACCAAUGCAGUCAUGCACUACAGUCGUGGAGGCCCAUUCCAAGUCUUAAGAGAUAUAAACGCUAUAAGGGUGGAUCUGUCGACAUCCAGCUAUGGCAUAGAUUGUGUAUGGUUUACGUAUAUUUGUUGAGAUUCAGUUGGUUUAUGAAAAAAUACCUUGUUUUUGCUUGUUGUUUGGUAUGCCUUUUUUAUUUAUUUUUUUAAAGAGACACAGAAUAUGAAAGUGAGAAUGCAUGAGUCAAAUGACGAUGUUCUCAUUGGCUCAAGGCACGUCGUCCAGCACAUACAGUAGUAGAUAAAUAGGUGCUGAUGUGUCAACUUACAAUUGAGUUGUGCCCUCUUCCGUUAUAUUACACAUAGUAAAUUAAGUGAUCAGAAGCUAACCGUAGAGAAAUGGUUUUAACUCCUUAAAGCUAUGCAAAUCAAACCUGUUCUCACCAUUCAUUCAAACACAUAGGAUACUUGCAUUUUUUUGUCUUCUGCUGUAGUUUACUCUUUUAUUGACUGAAGUCGAGGUAUAUUUCUGGGAUAUAUAGUUUAUUAGUAACUUUCAAAAGAAAUCCAAGACCAUUUAGGAUCAAUUCUGCUUCUGUCAAUGACUUAAAAGUUUCUUUCUCGUUUUGUUGCCAAACUUGCAUAAAUUUCACCUUGUGUGCCAUGGGAGAAAGAGGUUGUUGUUGCUGUCUUAUUUUCUUACAUAAUGAAAUAAAACAAAUU